UAAAUAUAAAACAAGGUUAAGGUUUGUUAAAUUUAUAGAAGUAUAUCAUUAUGGCGGAGACUCAGGUGACAGCCGAGCAAAUUCUCCACGAGGCAUACGAAAAUCGUGACAGACCGUUGGAGAAGCCAAAACAAAAUAUUCAAGACUUGGAUGAACUUCGAUCAUUUCAACUUAAUAAACGGAAAGAAUAUGAACAACAAUUAAAUAAGAAUAGACUUAACUUUGGUCAAUGGGUGAGGUAUGCCAAGUGGGAAGUGAGCCAUAAUCAUGAUUUUGCCCGGGCGAGAUCUAUCUAUGAACGAGCGCUUCAAGUCAAUAUAGAACAUAUUCCAUUUUGGACGCAUUACAUUCAAUUGGAACUUUCAAAUAAGAACGUUAACCACGCUAGAAACUUAUUAGAACGUGCUGUCACUUCGCUACCACGAAUAGAUAAAUUCUGGUUUCUUUACGUUCAAACGGAGGAAACUCUUGGGAAUUAUUUGAUGGUUAGGACAAUAUUUGAAAGAUGGAUAACUUGGCAUCCUCCUGUUUCAGCAUGGGACGCAUACAUUAAUUUUGAGAAACGAUAUGGAGAAUUUGAUAAUGUUCGCCAGAUUUUCUCUAGGUAUGUAGUUGCUUCCCCCGGUGGGGAGACUUGGUUGAAAUGGAUCAAAUUUGAGUUAAGUAGCAGGGAUGGAGGAGAAUAUACCAGAAGUGUGUUUGAAUCCGCAAUAGAUACUUUGAUUUCAGAAAAUAAACAGGGCCAGAAGGAUGGGUUAGACCCACAAUUUGGUGCCAUCAUAGAUAAAUGGACGAUAUGGGAAACAUCUAUGAAGGAAUAUGAAAGAGCAAGAGAGAUAUAUCGAUUACUUUUGAAUGGGAAUAUAAUAGAGGAUAAAAAUAAUGAGAUAUUCCAAUUAUACACUGAAUUCGAGAAAACUUACGGAACUAAGGAUGACAUCGAAUCAAGCAUAGAAACUAAAAGGAAGUUACAAUACCGUCAAGAAUUGGACCGGGAUCCGUAUGAUUAUGAUAAUUGGUGGGCAUAUCUCAAAUUAUUAGAUAAAGAAGAUGAAAUAGUUGAAGCCUUUGAACGGGCCUGUUCAUCAAGACCCAAACUGAUUCAGUCCAAAACCAUCUUGUGGAGAAGAUAUGUAUUUCUUUGGAUCAAAUAUGCACUUUGGGAAGAAUUUGAUAGGAAAGAUGUAACAAAGGCUAGACAAAUUUGGAAUCAAGCACUCAAGAGUGUACCAAAAGCAUUUACAUUUGGGAAAUUAUGGAUAAUGUUUGCCGAAUUUGAACUUCGAAAUGGUGAGUUGGCCAGUGCCAGGAAAAUAUUAGGUCGAUCUAUUGGUCAACAUAAAAAGGCCAAAGUCUUUAAAUAUUAUAUUUCACUUGAAAGGAAAUUAGGUGAAUGGGAAAGAGUUAGAAAGAUUUAUGAGAAAUAUUUAGAAGUGACCAUGACAGCAGAAACUCUAUUAAAAUAUGUUGAAUUUGAACGUGAAUUAGAUGAAACGGAAAGAUGCGAGGGACUCUUCGAACUUGGAUUACAACCAACAUUAAACAUAAGACAUCAAGAAUUACUUUGGAAGGAAUACAUUGAGUAUUGGAAAGAUGAGCUUAAAUUCGAUCGAGCAAGAGAGACUUAUAGAAAGCUUUUAAUGGCGGUACCGCAUUCUGCCAAGGUAUGGAUAUCAUUCGCAGUAUUUGAAUCUGGUAUACCAACCAAAGAACAAUUAUUAGAGUAUGAAGAAAGUGGAUUAGAAGAAUUAGAAUUCGAGAUAACUGAAGUGCAACGAGAAAACACCAGGAAAAUCUUCGAGGAAGCUUAUAAUUCAUUGAAGGGCCACCAUGAAGAAAGAGUUGUAAUUAUAGAGGCUUGGAAGGAUUAUGAAGAAUCACAGGGCACGUCCAUGACCGUGGAAGAAGUCAACAAGAAACUCCCUACCAUGGUAACCCGGAGAAGAGUGGUGAAUGACAAAGAAGAAGAAUACACUGACUACAUUUUCCCCGAAGAUGAAGCAAAGAAACCAAGUAUCAAUAAAUUUUUGGCAAAUGCUAAGAAGUGGAUGGCUUUACAAAACGAUUAG
[Candida] anglica is the source of this 2069-nucleotide messenger RNA. NCBI's taxonomy places the organism in Eukaryota, Fungi, Ascomycota, Pichiomycetes, Serinales, Debaryomycetaceae. The record is from the annotation of a GenBank genome assembly.